This is a messenger RNA of Colletotrichum lupini, 1662 nucleotides long. RefSeq names its product phosphoglucose isomerase. Gene Ontology annotation, cellular component: cytosol. Gene Ontology annotation, molecular function: glucose-6-phosphate isomerase activity; carbohydrate derivative binding; monosaccharide binding. The transcript is spliced from 4 exons. Gene Ontology annotation, biological process: gluconeogenesis; glucose 6-phosphate metabolic process; glycolytic process. NCBI's taxonomy places the organism in Eukaryota, Fungi, Ascomycota, Sordariomycetes, Glomerellales, Glomerellaceae. The record is from RefSeq and is a predicted model, not a curated record. Bases 1 to 1662 code for a protein of 553 amino acids.
AUGCCUCAAGCAUCCAGCCUUCCCGCGUGGGCCGAGCUCCAGGCUCACCGCGACAACGUCGGCAAGAACUUUGUCCUGAAGGAAGCCUUCGCAGCCGACACGGAUCGUUUCGCCAAGUUCAGCCGUACCUUCAAGAACUCGGCUUCGGGCACCGACAUCCUCUUUGACUUUUCAAAGAACUUCCUCAACGAUGAGACCCUCCACCUCCUCGUCAAGCUCGCCGAGCAGGCCAACCUCGAGAAGAAGCGCGAUGCCAUGUUCGCCGGCGAGAAAAUCAACUUCACCGAGAAGCGCGCCGUCUACCACUCCGCCCUCCGCAACGUCGGCGACUGGGACAUGAAGGUGGACGGUGUCGACGUCAUGGGCAACAAGGGCGGUGUCCGCGAGGUUCUCGAGCACAUGAAGGAGUUCUCCGAGCAGGUCCGCAGCGGCGAGUGGAAGGGCUACACCGGCAAGAAGCUCACCACCAUUGUCAACGUCGGUAUCGGAGGUUCCGAUCUCGGCCCCGUCAUGGUCACCGAGGCCCUCAAGCACUACGGUGCCAAGGACCAAACCCUCCACUUCGUCUCCAACAUUGACGGUACUCACAUGGCCGAGGCCCUCGCCAACUCGGAUCCCGAGACCACCCUCUUCCUCAUCGCCUCCAAGACCUUCACCACCGCGGAGACCACCACCAACGCCAACACGGCCAAGUCGUGGUUCCUCGAGAAGACGGACGGCAAGGGCGAGAUCGCCAAGCACUUUGUUGCUCUGUCCACCAACGAGGAGGAGGUCACCAAGUUCGGCAUCGACGCCAAGAACAUGUUCGGCUUCGAGAGCUGGGUUGGCGGUCGCUACUCCGUCUGGAGUGCCAUUGGCCUCAGUGUCGCCAUCUACGUCGGCUACGACAACUUCCAUAAGUUCCUUGCCGGUGCCCACGAGAUGGACAAGCACUUCCGCGAGACUCCCCUCGCGGAAAACAUCCCCGUUCUGGGAGGUCUCCUGAGCGUUUGGUACUCUGACUUCUUCCAGGCCCAGACCCACCUGGUUGCUCCCUUCGACCAGUACCUGCACCGCUUCCCUGCCUACCUCCAGCAGCUUUCCAUGGAGUCCAACGGCAAGACCAUCACCUCUGACGGAACUCCCGCCAAGUACACCACCGGUCCCAUCCUCUUCGGCGAGCCCUGCACCAACGCCCAGCACUCCUUCUUCCAGCUCGUCCACCAGGGUACCAAGCUGAUCCCCGCCGACUUCAUCUUGGCCGCCAAGAGCCACAACCCCAUUGGCGACGGUGUCCACCAGAAGAUGCUCGCCUCCAACUACUUUGCCCAGGCUGAGGCCCUUAUGGUCGGCAAGACCGCUGACCAGGUCCGCGCCGAGGGUGCCCCCGAGGAGCUUGUCCCCCACAAGAUCUUCCUCGGCAACCGCCCCACCACCAGCAUCUUGGUCGGUGGCCACAUUGGCCCCGCCGAGCUUGGUGCUCUGAUUGUCUACUACGAGCACCUUACCUUCACUGAGGCCGCCAUCUGGGACAUCAACGCCUUUGACCAGUGGGGUGUCGAGCUGGGCAAGGUCCUGGCCAAGAAGAUUCUCAAGGAGCUUGACGAGGCUGGCAACGGUGAGGGCCACGACGCCUCCACUGGCGGUCUGAUUGGCGCUUUCAAGAAGUACUCCAACUUGUAA